Photinus pyralis (common eastern firefly) is the source of this 897-nucleotide messenger RNA. RefSeq lists its product as uncharacterized. NCBI's taxonomy places the organism in Eukaryota, Metazoa, Arthropoda, Insecta, Coleoptera, Lampyridae. The record is from RefSeq and is a predicted model, not a curated record. The coding region runs from base 1 to 897 and encodes 298 amino acids. The transcript has a single exon.
AUGCGCGUUUACCAGGCGUUAGAGGAUAAAACAUUCCACGUGCCUGAACCGAUUUUCCUUGCUCUUAAAAGUCUUGGGAAGACGAUAUCUAAGACGGGAGACACUCUUGUCCCCACCUUUCCAGACAUACCAACAACACGAGUAGAUGACAUCCCCGGAACAUUGGGAGUAAUAGGCAUCGAGAAUCAUAAUGUCUAUGAAGAAUUGCCAGUAAUAGGCCCGACUAUCGAGGCUCUACGGCAGCGAGUCAGUGGAGAGAACCCCACAAACGCAAGAGCGUACGGCUCACUUCUUGCUCCACCCGGAACUACCGCUAAUGUUAACCUACAAGGCUUUGCUCGACUUAGCUUUUGCAGACGGGAAGCGUUAGCAACACUACACGACCUUGGAAUUGAAGAGGACGUUCAAUUCCAAAACAUACAUAAUACUGGGAUUAGUUACCAGAUACUUAACUUUGUAUCUGAGUAUCUAUCGACGACAGAGAUAUUCAAGCUCUACAAUGUCUCAGUAUUACAGAUGCCGGACACAGGAUCCACUGGUCAGCUGAUCGCAGCGAGACCCGAGCCAACAGAACUGCUUCCCGAUACACGGGCUGGUAACACAUAUGUUGCCAUGCAGUCAAUGACAGCCGAAUCGGCUAUGAUGGCCGGAGUUUCAGAAGCGUUUGGACUGAAUCAGUUCAAAGAGAAUAGUCUUGAUGGAGAUGAGUGGACCAGAAAUGCAAGCUGGUCAGCGUUAAACUUUACGCAAGCUCACCCAGCACCACCCGGAUAUGACGACAACCGGAAUGACAGACGUAAUUUGCCGAACAGAUACCUAGAGCGAGUGUUCUACGCCGCAGGAGACUGGGCUGGCGAUUACCGAAAGAUGGUCGUUGAUCGACUUGUUCGACAAUGA